AUGGUGGAUAUGACCACAUUUGACAAACUGCCAAACUGCCGUGCGAGUGAAAUGCCUGCUUCCAUACUUGCCUGUGCCAGCGUUGAACCAACAGCGACGAGUGGCGAACGCGCGCGUACCUUCGCCAUGGAUGAUUCGAAUGACUCCAUUUCUUUGCAGGUUGUGAAUCGCAUCGACAAUGUCUCUAAAGUGAUUUUCCCGUCGCUCUACAUCCUGUUCAACAUAAUCUACUGGGUAGCGUUCCUCUACUGGAUCCCCGAUGAAGUCGAUCAGAUACUUAAAUUUACUGAAAAAGGGUAA
Cylicostephanus goldi is the source of this 300-nucleotide messenger RNA. Lineage: Eukaryota; Metazoa; Nematoda; Chromadorea; Rhabditida; Strongylidae. The record is from the annotation of a GenBank genome assembly.